Ectocarpus sp. CCAP 1310/34 is the source of this 1560-nucleotide messenger RNA. The record is from the annotation of a GenBank genome assembly. NCBI's taxonomy places the organism in Eukaryota, Phaeophyceae, Ectocarpales, Ectocarpaceae.
AUGACCAGCGACCCCAACGGACGAUACAAGACGCAGCCUCGGAUAACUAAAUCGACUUCAAUGAGCGCCUUGCAUCGUUUGGCGGACCCGCUGAUGGGCUACGACUCUGUUGAAGCUCUCGCGCCCAAAGAACGUACGUUGCGACGGGAGUCUGUCGAACGGGGACGGCUACUCAACACGACAAGGCCAUCACCAUCACGACCGAACAACACGAUUCUCGGAAGAUGUUCUUCCGGUUGCAGCGUCCCGCACCAGACGCCCAUGGCAACCUCUGUGAAUGCGGUCGGCCUCCCAGAUCGACGACAAAGAUCGAUAGGAUCAACAACAGUUCAACAACGACGAGCUACGAUGCGGAGCGUUAACGGCUGGGUAAAGGAGGCCGACCCUGCUUCCAUGAGACGGCAGAACCCCCUAGAUCGACGAUUUAUAGCCCUGAGGGAAAAGAGGAACCGUAAACAUAAGGGUAAAAGGAAGGACAGCCGCCCCCUCGCCCACUCCAGUGGCGCCACCGCGCGAGAUUCCCGUGCCUUCGACGGGAGCACGUUCUUGACGGAGGUUGAAACUGACGUGACGACAGCGGAGCUUAAGUUAGCGGCCUCAACAGGAGACGACACCAGUGCGCACGGGACUAGCUCCACGCUGGCGCCUGCAUGGGGUGUUCCGGGCUCGCAUUCUGUGGGCCCCCUUCGCGAGGACACAGAGGCCCGCUCCGGGUGGAAGGAGAACGAGGCUGGCACAUCUAGCCGCCCGUGCAGCGAAUGGCAGCUGUUGCGGCGUAACGAGAAAUCCAGUUCUCGGUCGGCGAAAAUGCUCCUCUCCUUCGAAAACAAGGUUGGCUCCCCGCUCCAUUGGCGUCAGCAACACCAGCCCACGUCGGUCGCCUCCAACGACGAGCCAGCGGCGCAGCUGCUGCUGUCGGAGAAUAGUGGGCCUGGUGAUCGGUGGCGCCCUCCCGACCGGUCAUUCCAACGACGAAGCGACACCAAGGAGCCCCAUCCUUCAGAGUCACGCUUGGCGCUGAUGCACCACCGGCCGUCUUCUAAGAGCUGCGCCCACCGACGGAGCCUCCCUUCCCUCCUGAGCGAUACCACGGAACCCCCCUCCUCGCGGGCAGGGACGCCGUCCACGUCGACGCUCACUCGGGGGUCGCCGGCCGCGGCGGCGGGGGGCGGGCGCGCGAUUCCAAGGAAGCGGGGGAGGCGACGAGCAUCCCUAGACAAACCCAUCGGCCUGAUGCAACAGCUCGACAAGAACUAUGCUGUAACGGUCGGGGACACCUGGGGCGGUGGGCUGUCGCGCCGCGGCGCCGAGAAGCGCCGAGAUGAGGACGAUGGAAGCGUCGAAGGGGUGUCGGCGGAGACCGAAGCGACGGGCAGACGGGGCACGUUGUCCGUUGUAGGGUGUGUUGGGGUUGGGGGUGACGGGGCGACGCUAACAGCGGCAGCUCGUCCAGGCAGUAGGGUCCAGGGAAACACCUCGAGCGGGAGGUUGUUGUCGAAUGCUAUUCCCAAGCCGUUGCUGUACGUUGGAAGCGGCGGCGGGUUUAGAUUAAGGUCGUGA